This is a messenger RNA of Racocetra persica, 445 nucleotides long. The record is from the annotation of a GenBank genome assembly. NCBI's taxonomy places the organism in Eukaryota, Fungi, Glomeromycota, Glomeromycetes, Diversisporales, Gigasporaceae.
AUGUCAUUCUCGGAAGUCGACCAUUUGGACACAGAAAGCAUUAAAGAGCACCAUGGAGAAAUCAUUUAUGAUGCUAAUGGCUUCGUUAAAAAGAUUUAUCGAAAAGAUAGUCAAUUAAAUAGAAGAAUUGUUGAUAGUUGGGGUGAAUCUUUUCAUUUUGCUCGUUCUUUUAAAGGUGACACUUUUGAACAAUCCAUCAAACGUCAUGAACAAUAUUUGGCCGUGAAGCUUGGGUUAAAUGAAAAACAAAAGGCCCUUGAUGUUGGAUGUGGUGUCGGAGGUCCCCUUCGUGAGAUAAUAAGACUGUCAGGUGCUCACGUUACUGGUCUUAAUAAUAACGGUUAUCAAGUUGAAAGAUGUAAAGCUUAUGCCAAAAGAUUAGGAUUAGAAAGCAAGUCCGAUUAUAUCAAAGGCGACUUCACUGCUAUGCCACGUGAGUUAGAUG